AUGAACUUUUUGGUUGAGGCUGAUGAGGUUUCAGAAUCAAAAAAAUUGGAAAAAAGUUAUUUUUUUCCAGGAUAUGAUGUACAAGUACCACAAAGAGUCGUUCGAAGUUCAAGUUGGCCUCCACGAACUUCUGGGCCACGGAAGUGGGAAAUUGUUCCAGAGGAACGCCGACGGCGCUUUCAACUUUGACAAAGAUUCGACCAAGGACAUCCUGACGGGUGGACCGGUGAGAAGUUUACCUGAAAAAGGCAGGAAUGAGAAAUACAGUUUGGUUGAGAUAGCAAAAACGCCCAAAAAAUAAGACGGGUUUUUGAAUUUCAUUAUAAUUUGCUGAGAAUCGCGCGAUGGCAUUCUUACCUGCGUAGAGUAGCGUCAGUUAGCCAAGGUGCCAUUGACCCCUUUUUGCGACUAUUUUUUCUAGCCUUUUCUUUCAUAAUCUUCGCUAUCAUCAGGUCUCUCGCUCUCCAAAAAUAAUCUUUGCUAGGUCUCGAAAUGGUACGAACCAGGAGAAACCUGGUCCUCAAAGUUCGGCGCCCUAGCAUCGGCCUACGAAGAAUGCCGAGCCGAAGCCGUAGGAUAUUUCCUCUGCUGCGACCAGGACAUUCUUGAGUUAGAGUGGCUUCUCAUGCAAAAUAAACAAAUCUUCUUUUCAGGAUUUUCGGCUACCAGGGCGACGUUGCCCAGGACGUGAAAUACACAAAUUGGCUGAACGAAAUCCGAGCCGGACUUUUGGCUCUCGAGUUUUACCAGCCCGACCAGCAGAAAUGGGGACAGGUAGAGAUGAAAAAGGGGAAACGACAACAAAGAAUGAAGGAAGAGUGAAAAAAAGGAGAUUUUAGAAGUCCGUAGAGGAAUCAAGAUUAAAAAAAUGAUUACGCUCGGAAGUCUUCCAAAUUCGCUUUAUAAAAACUUCAUUUUUCUAUAAUUGUUUUCUUCUUGAAGGCUCAUUGUUACGCUCGCUACGUCCUAACAAAAGUUGUCCUGGAGGCUGGACAAGGUUUCGUCACUAUAACGGAUACUACUGGCGAGGAUGGCAAACCAGGUAUUUUGUCUUUUCAGGAAUGAAAAUGUUGAACUGUUUUGAAGAUUUGAGCUUCAAGCUUGACCGAACUAAAAUUGACAGUGUUGGAAAGCCUGCCAUCGAAAAGUUCUUAGCCAAACUUCAGGUUUUUUUUUUUGGAUUUCUUAAGCUCAUUUUAGAACAUAUUUUCCAGGCUUACAAAUCAACAGGCGACUUUGAAGGAGGCAAGGCGAUGUUCGAGUCUUACGGCGUUGUUGGACAAAAGGUUGGUUUUUAGUGGAAAAAAAAAUAAAAGAUUUGGCUAGAAACGUUUAAUGGAGCCAAUAAUCUAACACAUUUUCGACGCAAGGAUUAUUAUGAAAUUUCUCAGUGAAAAUUUGAAAUGAAGUUUAAUCGUCAAAAAAAAGCGAGAAAAGCAGCUCUUCUAUUGUUUUGAUGACUUGCACUCUUUGUUAAAAGCUGAGGAAAAAGUGGAAAAAAUAAUUCAAAUUUUAAAUUCAUCUGUUCCAGUUUUUAGUUGGCCGUUUUUUUUCACUUCAUCAGAACCCCAUUUUUUUUGUAUACAGUCAACUACUCAAGUCUUAAAAACGUUUACUCUCAAGGAAAUCGGAUGGCGCAACAUUUGUGUGGCGCGAAGGAAGCCGAGAAGGAUUUUCGUCCAGCCCAACACUAUCGAAAACAAUGGAGGUUUAUUCCACAUUGAAAAAAAGUGAGAAAGAAACGCUUUUUUUUCUAGAAAUCGAGCUGAGAAACUACCCAAGCGACUUUGGAGGCGUCAUUCGUUCAUUCGUCGAACGUUAUGACGAGGAUGCGGUCCAGCACAUGUUGGAAUGCUGGAAAAACGACCGAAAAUGGUUCCCGCGGUGCUUCAACAAGUGCUCUGCUUAA
This is a messenger RNA of Caenorhabditis auriculariae, 1909 nucleotides long. The record is from the annotation of a GenBank genome assembly. Lineage: Eukaryota; Metazoa; Nematoda; Chromadorea; Rhabditida; Rhabditidae.